UUUGCCCCUCGGCCCCGGCUGACGGGCUCGUCCGCGGGACAGGCCCUGCUGCCUAUUCGCGGCCCAUCACAUCGCCCUUCCCUCCCCCACGGCCCGGCUCGACUCCCCCAGCUGCCUGCGAUCUCCUCCCGAUCCCUUCGAGGGACCAGGAAGGGGAAUGUGAGCUUCGCUUGGUAUCCCUCCGCCGGGGUCACCCCCUCCCCUCUGUGGCAGCAGGAACUAAUUCCCCUUCAGGUCACCGGGAACCUGAAGGUAGAAAUUUCACGGAUCAGGGUUCCCUGUGACCCUUGGAAGAAGGAACGAUCACCCCACGUUAGAAACCGCCUGCCAGCCCAAAAGCAGGGUUCGAUUUAAACUAGGGCUUUGGCCCCAUGACCCCAACCAAGCCCCGCCCCUUCCUGGUUGUCUUAGCGACGGCGGUGGCGUCCCAAGAUGGCGUCGUGGCUGCCGGAGACUCUCUUCGAAAUUGUAGGACAAGGCCCGGCGCCGAGCAAAGACUAUUACCAGUUAUUGGUCACCCGGUCCCAGGUCAUCUUCAGGUGGUGGAAGAUCUCUUUGAGGAGUGAGUAUCGAUCAACAAAACCUGGAGAAGUAAAAGAAAGUCAUGAAGACUUCCUAGAGAAUUCACAUCUUCAAGUUCAAAUUGCCUUAAUAUUUGGUGCAAGAAUAUUAGACCAUGUCUUCAAUUUGUGUGAAGGUAAAUUUGACUUCCUUGAGCGGCUUUCAGACAAUUUGCUCCUGAGUAUUAUUUCUUAUCUGGAUCUUGAAGAUAUUGCCAGGCUUUCUCAAACAUCGUGCAGAUUUGCAAAGUUGUGCAUGGCUGACAAACUGUGGGAGCAGAUAGUUCAGUCUGCGUGUGACAACGUCACCCCCGAAAUGAGGGCCCUGGCCGCGGACAUGGGCUGGAGGCAGAUGUUCUUCACCAACAAACUGCAGCUCCAGCGGCGGCUCCGCAAGAGGAGAGAGAGACAAGAAAGCCAGAGAGACAGUCAGCUGUAGGGACACGUUUUCCUACCUGCAGCGACGUUGAGGCAAGGCUGGGUUUUUCUUCUGUGUCCAAAUCCCUUCUGUUUCCUUUGAUUAAGAACUAAGAGGUUUUGCUGCUUCAAGGAGCCAUCUGAAGAGCGUGGAGUAUUUGCACACUAAUGCAGUGCCUAGCCUGAACUACAGUCCCAAACUUGUGAGGGUCAGAUCGUGGCCCCAGCACAAGGGCUGCAGGACAGGUAGCCCCACAGUCCCCAUCUUCCCAUCCCCUGACACCCACAAGACAAGAGGCUUCUGCUGUAUAGAAACAAACAAUAAAUGAUUA
Molecule: messenger RNA, 1309 nt
Organism: Ceratotherium simum simum (southern white rhinoceros)
Lineage: Eukaryota; Metazoa; Chordata; Mammalia; Perissodactyla; Rhinocerotidae
Gene: FBXO36
Product: F-box protein 36
Molecular function (GO): protein binding
Source: RefSeq, a predicted model, not a curated record